This is a messenger RNA of Morus notabilis, 3453 nucleotides long. RefSeq lists its product as uncharacterized. The transcript has 14 exons. NCBI's taxonomy places the organism in Eukaryota, Viridiplantae, Streptophyta, Magnoliopsida, Rosales, Moraceae. The record is from RefSeq and is a predicted model, not a curated record. The coding region runs from base 439 to 3174 and encodes 911 amino acids. Gene Ontology annotation, molecular function: protein binding.
AUACCAGUGUCGAUGAAGGAGAUUUCACAGAUCUUGGUGGGUCUCACUGAUCUGGAGUAGAUCCUUACAGCCACAAACCCGUCACCAAUUUUUUCGAUGGAGAUCGUCGAGAUCUGAAGCAUUGUUGAAAAAAUCGUCGCAUGCUCCUCUCCGCGAUACUGAUCAAAUGGAUAUACACGCUAUCCUUUGGUGAUCGACUUCUCCUCUGAGUGGCUGGGGAGCUCGCCUUCAUCACUCAACAUGAUACUAUAGAACUAUUGUUCUAAUUAUUUUAUUUUUGGACUAUACGUGCCAAUAACCCGAAAAUAAUAUUUAUUUCCUUUUGAAAAACCGAAAAUAAAAAAGGGAAAUUUCUUAAACCCACUCAAAACGGUCAAAACCCCGUUCCCGCGACUCAAAUACCAAACACCAGACAUCUUAUCCACUCCGCCAAAUCCAAUGUCCACCCUCCUCCUCAGCACCCACGCCUUCACCUCCCGCCUCACCAACCUCCCCUUCCUUUCCAAACCCCAAAACCACGCCGUCCUCGUCGUCCGGGCGGCGACCUUGGCGCCGGAGAAGCGAACUCGUCGGAAGCGGCGGCAGACAAAGGACGAUGACUCCGCCGCCGAGAAGGGCCUCCGCUUCACCUUCAUGGAGGAGCUCAUGGAACGCGCCAGGAACCGCGACGCCGCGGGCGUCUCCGACGUCAUCUACGACAUGGUCGCCGCCGGCCUCACCCCCGGCCCUCGCUCCUUCCACGGUCUCAUCGUCGCUCACGCCCUCAGCGGCGACGCCGAGGCCGCGAUGCAAUCGCUGAGGCGGGAGCUGAGCGCCGGUCUCCGGCCUCUCCAGGAAACGUUCGUCGCGCUGAUUCGAAUGUUUGGCUCGAAAGGUCGCGCUACGAAGGGAAUGGAAAUCCUCGCUGCGAUGGAGAAAUUAAACUACGACAUUCGCGGGGCUUGGCUUAUUCUCGUCGAGGAGCUGGUUCGAAGCAAUCAUCUGGAGGAUGCGAACAAGGUAUUCUUGAGAGGCGCCAAAGGCGGAUUGAGAGCUACUGAUGAGGUCUAUGACCUUAUGAUUGUGGAAGAUUGCAAAGCAGGAGACCAUUCUAAUGCCCUAGAAAUCGCCUAUGAAAUGGAGGCAGCCGGGCGAAUGGCGACCACUUUCCAUUUCAAUUGGCUUCUUAGUGUUCAGGCUACUUGUGGAAUUCCUGAAAUAGCUUUUUCGACGUUUGAGAACAUGCAAUAUGGAGAAGGAACUUUUGCUCUCCAUGUUUAUACUCGCAUUCUCUUUUAUGUUCUAGAAUUCAUGAAACCUGAUACGGAGACAUAUAAUUGGGUGAUCCAAGCUUACACCAGGGCUGAGUCUUAUGACAGAGUGCAAGACGUUGCUGAAUUACUUGGCAUUAUGGUUGAAGACCACAAACGUUUGCAGCCUAACAUGAAGACCCAUGCGUUGCUAGUGGAGUGCUUUACCAAGUAUUGUGUAAUAGGAGAAGCUAUACGGCAUUUUCGUGCCCUUAGAAACUUUGAAGGGGGAACGAUUGUUUUACACAAUGAAGGAAACUUUGGAGACCCUCUUUCUCUGUAUCUUCGUGCUUUAUGUCGAGAAGGAAGAAUUGUUGAGUUGCUAGAAGCUUUAGAAGCUAUGGUCAAAGAUAACCAACCAAUUCCACCACGAGCCAUGCUCUUGAGUAAAAAGUACCGAACCCUAGUAAGCUCAUGGAUUGAACCUCUGCAAGACGAAGCUGAGCUCGGAUAUGAGAUUGAUUACAUUGCCAGAUACAUUGCAGAGGGUGGGCUUACUGGUGAACGCAAAAGGUGGGUGCCUCGGAGAGGAAAAACUCCUCUAGAUCCUGAUGCCGCUGGGUUUAUAUAUUCAAACCCUAUGGAAACCUCAUUCAAACAAAGAUGUCUUGAGGAUUGGAAAACGUACAACAGAAAACUUUUAAGAACUUUACGAAAUGAAGGAAUAGCAGUUCUAGGAGAUGCAUCUGAAUCAGAUUACAUUAGAGUAGAGGAAAGAUUAUUGAAAAUUGUAAGGGGUCCUGAACAGAAUGUUUUAAAGCCCAAAGCUGCUAGUAAAAUGAUAGUAUCUGAACUAAAGGAAGAGCUAGAAGCACAAGGUCUGCCAACUGAUGGCACUAGAAAUGUUCUUUACCAGCGUGUCCAGAAAGCAAGGAGAAUAAACCGCUCUCGUGGUAGGCCCCUUUGGAUUCCUCCUGUGGAGGAGGAGGAAGAAGAGGUUGAUGAAGAUCUGGAUGAACUAAUUUCACGGAUUAAGCUGCAAGAAGGAAAUACAGAGUUUUGGAAACGCCGCUUCCUUGGAGAAGGCUUGAAUGGUGAUAAUGGAAAUUCCACAAGCAUGGGCAGAGCAGAAUUUGCAGAUGUUGAUGUUGAUGCUGAUAUUGUGGAAGAUAGUGCAAAAGAGGUUGAGGACGAUGAGGCUGAUGCUGAUGAUAAUGAUGAGGAAGAAGAAGAGGAGGAGGAGGUAGAGGAGGUAGACGUGGUGGAACAAACUGAGAGCCAAGAUGCAGAAAGGGUCAAGGAAAAGCAAGUUGCAGCUAAGAAGCCUCUUCAAAUGAUCGGAGUGCAGUUAUUGAAGGAUUCUGAUGAAACAACUCCUUCAUCUAAGAAGUCAAGGAGAAGAGCCUCUCGAGUUGUUGAGGAUGAUGCCGACGACGACUGGUUUCCGGAAGAUAUAUUUGAGGCAUUUAAGGAGCUGAGGAAAAGGAAGGUGUUUGAUGUUGAUGAUAUGUAUACACUAGCCGAUGCUUGGGGUUGGACAUGGGAGAAAGAUCUGGAUAACAGACCUCCUCGGAGAUGGUCACAAGAAUGGGAAGUAGAGUUGGCAAUUAAAGUAAUGCUAAAGAUUAUAGAAUUGGGUGGAACACCCACAAUCGGGGAUUGUGCCAUGAUCCUGCGAGCGGCCAUAAGGGCUCCUCUUCCAUCAGCUUUCUUGAAGAUCUUGCAGACAACACACAGUCUAGGUUAUGUAUUUGGAAGUCCCCUCUACGAUGAAAUCAUCUCCCUAUGCCUUGAUCUUGGGGAACUGGAUGCAGCCAUUGCAAUAGUUGCAGAUUUGGAGACCACUAGUAUCGCAGUCCCCGAUGAGACCUUGGACAGGGUUAUUGCUGCAAGGCAGAUGAAUGAGAGUUCUGCUGGUGAUUCAUCACCACCAAUAGUCGACUAGUUUUGUUAUUCUUUGCGUUGCUAUGGCAUUCUGAUCGCGGAAUCAAAUCUUUGCCAAGUGGUUCUGCUGCUAUAUAGCAGUACUCAUCGUUGACGAUCUGGGGGAUGAAAUCAGUUAGUGCAGGUGUAAAUUAAUGAGGCAAUAGCAUUAUAAACUUAUUUUAGACUUUACCCCAGUCUAUCAUCUGUCUAGUGUUGAAAUAUAAUCUUAGCGAAUCAUUUUUUAUAUCGGGUCACUUUUGUAUUUAGAACAUGGCAUUAUUCCAUUUGCCUUUUGCCC